AGGGGUGGGGGUGAGCACAGCUUUGGAAGCCAGUACCUCUCCCUGCGGUGAAAUCAGCCCUGCCUCAUUCCACAUUCCUUUUGCACUCCCCACUUUAAGGUCACUCUCUAGCAUUCUUUAUACGGCAAGAAAGCUUGUUUUCCCCCAGGCUCUUCUCUUUCUGGUCCAAGUUUUCUUUUUCUAGCUAGAUCCUGAUCUUACACUUCUCCCACUCAGGCCUCCUGCUUUCCUUUUGCUCUCUAAGCUCGGUGAUGGGCUGGCUCUCCCUUUCGUGCCCAGAGUCUAUUCUGUCUCCCCUCCAUGAGCACAUGUGAUGUACAAGGGUCGCUCCACCGGCCGUCCUGGGGAAUGGAAACUGAACUGACUGGUAGCACACUGGAAGGCUUGGCCGUGCCAGGUGGUGUUCAUGUGGUCUCCCCUGAUGUCUCAGUCUAGGGGAAGCAGUAGGAGCAGGCCCAGGGCAGCUGUAGCCUGGAGCGCCUGGAACUCUGUCCAGCAAGGUGGAGGGGUAUUCUGACUUACAGAGGUUCUUCCCCUUCUCUCUCUUCCUGCCUUGGGGUUUCCUUUGGAAAGUCAGGUCUUAUGUGAUACAGCCAGUGACUUCCCCAUCAGCAGUCCUUCAACCUUUCAGUACUCUUAGCUAGGGCCCAUCACAGGGUGUUGGUAACCAGGCCCCGGGACUCUUUGCACUGUGGGGCUGAAGACUCCAUUCAUUAAUUCUUUUGUUCAUUCAUUCAACAAACAUGCAUUAAGUGCCCACUGUGUGCAAAGCACUGGCCUGGGUACUGGAAAGGAUACAAGGUAGAGAAAAGACUUUAUCUCUGCUCUUGGAGAGCCUACAUACAGUCUUUUAGGGAGGAUGACAGGAACACAUAAUAGAAUACAAUAUGGCACACACUUUGAUUUGUCAGAAGGUACAAAACAAAGUGCCAUGUGAACUCAGAGAGGGAGAUUUUUACUGGCUGGAGGAUUCUAACAAGAUCCAUUUGAGUUGUGCUUUAAAAUCAAAGUGGUGAAGAGGGCAUUCCAAGCAAAAGGAAUAUGAGCAAAGACAUGCCAGGCAAAGGAGUAUGAACUAUACUUGGAAGGCACUAGGGAGCCACUGAUGAUUUUUGAGCAGAGGACCGACAUGUAUGUAUGAGAAAGAUUCUUCUGGCAGCAGUUCAAAGGAAAGAUUGGAGGAAAGAGGAAACUGAGGCAGUCAGUCCUAUAAAAAGACAAUAUUGUUCAUGUUCAGGAAGGUGGGUAAGGAAUAAGGUGGGGCAGAGAGAAGGAGGUGGGGCCAGAUGUGUUGGAGAUGGAAUUGAUAGACACUGCUAACUAACUGGAGGUUAGGGAUGAGGAAGAGGGAAGGGUUCAAGCUAACUCAAAGGUCUUGAACAUGAAAAGCUCAGUGAAGGUGGCAUAUGAGAAAUAGUGAAGCCAGAAGGAAAGAUAAUGAGCUCCAUUUGAGGUAGGUUGAGUUUGAGACAGCAACGGGGUAUUGGUGGGCAUAUCCUGUGGGCAGCUGGAGAUUCAGGUCUAGAACCCAGAAGAAGUUGAGAUUAAGGAUAUAGAUUUAGGAGUCAUCUUUGUAGAGGUGGGAGCUGAAGCCACAGGAGUGAGUGAGAUGGUCAAGAGAGAGCAUGAAGAGAGAAAAGGGCUGAAGAUAGACCUUCGGGGAAGGCCAUCAGUAAGGGGUCAGGAAGAAGAGGAGGAAUAAACAAAUAGGAAUCAUGGUGGGAGGAAAAGAGGGAAGCAAGCAGACAAGGAGCAGUUAGAGGUAGCAAGAGAGUUAGGGGAUCUCUGAAGCCAAGGAAGGAGAGAGUAUGCAUCAGAAAGAGGCGGGCAAUAGUAUCAAAGGUGAAGAGAGGCCAAGGAAGAUGGGAGCCGGAAAAAAAGGGGCCAUUAGAUUUGGUGGCUUUGAAACAAAAACACAGUGUCAGUAGGGUGGUGAGAAUGAAAGCUAGAUUGCAAAGUAUUGGAUGGGUAGUAUGGAAAUAAAGGCAAUCUUCUCAAGGUUAGGAGUGAAGGGAGGAAGAAGUAACAAUAGCAUGAUAGAUGGAGAGGAUUGAAGAGAUCUGAGCAUGUGUAUAGAUUGAUGAGAAGGAAACAGUGGGGAGGGAGAGAUUGAAAAGACAUGGGAGUUAUGGGAUAAGCGCUGGAGCAAAUCCUUCAGGAGGCUGGAAGAAAUGAAAUCAUAGGACAAUAGAGAAUACGGCCUCCUCCUUUUACCAAGGAGGCACCUGAGUCCUAAACAGCUUAAAUGACUUGUCCAAGGUCACAAAGUGCUCUAGUGAAUAGCAGAGCCAGGAUUCGAAUCCAGGUCUUCCGAUGCCAAAUCCAGAAUUCUUUUCACUGCUCCAUAAUGAUUCAUCAGAUUGAGGGUAAGGGUAGAAAGAUGUUUGAUCUUAAUGAGUGGUAGGAAUAACUUUCCAUCUGUGAUCAGAGGGAGGAGGAGGAGGAGAGAGUGGGUGAUGAGGCACAGAACUUUUGAGGAAAGAAGGAAAGAGAUUCAGGGGGUGCUUGUCUGAUGUCACCAUUCUCAGUGAAAUAGGACUGUCUAGGCCCCAGUUUUAGAGAGGCCUCCACCCACCCUCACACUCAAGAAAGAAUUGGCAUCAGCAAUCAUAGCUGUCCUAACUUUCUCUCCUAGGGGGAGACAGUGCUGUUUCAUGAUUAGUAAUCUGUCACUUCCCUUCUCGGGGCCUCAGUUUCCUCAUCUGUAAAAUGGAUUAGCUAAUAUCUUAGACCUCUUCCAGUUGUGACAUUCUGUAAUUCUUUGACUGCAGGAAAACGGAAGCAGACAAAAGCACAGAAAUGCCCAAGUCCACAGCUCCCUGGCAUCUGAUGACAAUGUCGAUAAGAUGUCUGCUCCGGUGGAGGCCCAGAGCUCUGGGUGCAGCUCCCCACUGCCUUCGGCAGACAGGUCCUGGACUCAAAGCGAGUGGCAGGCCUGGUACCUGGACGUGAGAGCCCAGGUGUCGUCACUGCGCUGUGGGCUGGAAGUGUUGGAACAGCAGCUACCCCAGCCUCUAGCUGGAUCCUAUACCCCACUUAAGACUGCCAUGGGUAACCCAGCAUCCAGACCCAGCUGCCUGGGGGAGAAGGGCCACCGCUCGGAAGAGUUUCUGAAGGGUCAAGGGGGCAGCACUGGGCCAGGGCCAGGGCCUGGAUCUGGAGCUGGCCUCUGUCACCCCCCCAUCCCACCACCUCCUGCUGCCCCCCUUUCGCCAGGGAGCCCAUGGGCCUGGAGGGCCCAUAGUACUCGGGAGGUGACAGAAGUGACAGAGGUCACAGAAACAGUGGUGACAGAAAUCGUGGAGGUAACACGCUACCCAGGGGGCAGGCAGCCCACAGUCACCCGAACAGUGACCAUGCUGAGUGAGAGUGCCGGACCACUUGCCCCGGCACCCCAGUGGGCAGCCCUCCCUCCUGCUGAACCCCCUGAGCCCCCUGAUUCUCUCCAGAGCUGGCUGGAUGACAUGGAGGAACUACAGUCAGGACAGGGGCCCCCAGCAGCUGAGGUUAAGGUAGCCAAUGCCCAGCUGCAGGAGCAAAAGCUCCUGAAACGGCUGCUAGAGGAGGGCAGACCCCGCAUGGAGCGGCUCCUCCAGGACAGUCAGGAACAACCGACUGAAGGAGGCCAAAGUGAAGAGAGGGAAACCCUCACUAGGCUCCAGAAACAGUGGGACCAGCUGACGCAGAAGGCAGAGGCCAGGUGGAGGCUCCUUGAACAGUUAGUACCUGCAGCUCGGAGUUUCCAAGCAGCCCGUGAUACCUUUGUGGCCUGGCUGAGUCCUGUUGAGAGGCUCCUGGCUCAGCUCUGGUGGGAGGAGCCUGGGACUGGCCCCCUCCGGGGGGCCCUGGAGCAGGUUCAGGGUUUAUGUGAGGAAGUCCGGCAGAAGUCAUCAGACAUGGAGAUCGUUCGAGAGACGGGUCAGAGGCUCCUGGAACUGGUGGUGGGGGAAGAGGCCCAGCUGGUACGGGAGCAGCUCGAGGAGCUGCGGGUGAGGUUGCUGCUGGCUGGACAGAGUGGGGCCCAUAUCAGACUGCGGCUGGAGCAGACUCUGGAGGCGGCCACUCGACUGCGGCCAUCUGGAGAGCCACCACCGCCUGCAGCCUGGCUGGGAAGGCUGGAGCAGGCAUGGGCAGCAGAUGAGCCUGGCGAGCAGGAAGACAGAGAGCAGUUGCGGAAAGCCAUAGAGGAGGAACUGGGUCGCCUGGACAUGCUUGGCAAGCGGGUGGAAGAGCUGAAUGGAGUGACCCUGGAGGCUUCUGCACUUCAGGCCCAGCUGGGCCAGCACAAGCUGCUGGCUGCGGAACUCUUGCAGCAGCAGGAGUUAAGGACCCGCCUCCUGGGACUCUUGGGGGCUGGAAUUCCCAGCCUCUGCCCCUCUGAGGAAAAAGAACAACUAGAGGAAGAACUGGAGCUCCUUCGAAGUCGAGCUCAGGAGGUACAACAAAACAGUACUGCAGGAGUGCUGUGCCGGGAGCGGGCCCUGUCCCUGCUAGCCCAGUUUGCAGAGGCCCAGGGUGAAUUGGCCCCAUGGCUGGAAGAGGCCCAGGACAUUGUGGCCCAUCUCAACCCUCAUGCAGCUGCUGGCAGCCCUGAGUCCUGCAGAGAGCAGCAGGAACUGCUACAGCAUCUGCGAGAGGCUAUUGCAGAGCACAGACCCCUGGUGGGGAAGCUGCAGCGGGUGUUCAUGCAGCUGAAGGACCUAAAUCCAGGCCACAGCACACCCUUCCAGGAAGCCUGGAGGGCCGCUGAGGAAGAGUUGGGGGCCCUGAGGGCCCGAGUGGACAGCGUGGCAGCCACUCUGGGGCAGACUGUGCCCCAGUACACUCAGCUGAGCGAAAGGCUGGCCCGGUUGGCAGAGCAGUUAGAACAACUGGCCCGGAGAGUGGAGAACGUGGGGACUGUGCGGGCUGAUGCCCAGCGCAUCCGGGAGCAGCUUCGGGAGCAGAGCCUGCUGCUGAAUGAGCUAGAGCCCGUGGGAGCAGCACUGGACACUGCCCGGGCUCGAGCCCAGGAACUGGGGGCUGGGGUCACUGGGACCCUGGAUGAAAGCCCCGAGGCUGGGCUAGGGCCUCGAGCAGUGCUUCAGGCUGAGGCAGAUCGCUUAUGGGACCGCUGGUCAGGGAUGCAGGCUGCAGCCCAGGAACGGGCCAACUGGCUGCGGGUUGUGUUAGCGCUGGCCGAGCAGUUCUGGCAAGGCCUAGCUGACUUGGCCACCAGUCUGGCUGAUACCCAACAUCUGGUGCUGCAUAUGGAGGACGCAGGGCCAGAGCCUGAAGGCAUCCGGAGCAGGCUUAGUGCCAUGCAGGCAUUGAGAGAGGAGGUAGAUGGACUACAGAGUGAGCUGGAUGCCCUGGGAGCCCUUGGCCUGGAACUUCUGUCUGCCUGUGGGGAUGGGGACCGGCCUGAGGUGACGCGAAGCAUGGAUGAGCUCUAUGCUUCCUGGCACAGCCUGAGUCGUGUGUGGACUGAGCGUCACCGGCAUCUUGAGGAGCAGCUUCAGGAUGCUCUCAGCUACCAGGAGGCCAUGCAGAGGCUCCUGGCUUGGCUGGAAGGAGCUGAGUUACGGCUGGGUCAAGACUUCCGCGUGGGGGGUACCUUGGAGCUGGCAAAGCAGCAGCUGGAGGAGCUAAAGGAUUUCAAGCGGGAGCUCUAUCAGAGCAGGGUAGAGGUGGAAAGUUUGAGGCACCGUCCUGCCCCAGGGGGUCCAGAAGACCCCAGUCCUCCACCUCUACUGGGGGACUUCCGGCUACGCUGGGACCACUUGGAGCAAGAAACCGGGAGUCGGCAGCAACAAUUAGAAGCUGCGCUGCUGGGCCUGGGGCAGCUGCAGCCACAGCUGGAAGAGUUGGUACAGUGGUUAGGCCACACGGCCGAGCAGCUUCAGGGAGCACCAGCUGUGGUCAGCCUGGAUCUGCCCAGCUGUGAGAUUGAGCUGGCCAAGCUCCAGGUGCUGCAGAAUGAUGUGCUGUCCAGGGCGCAGACGGUUCAGUCAGUGAGUGAGGCAGCUCAAGGGCUGCUCCAGGCAGGGCUCGGGGAGGCUGAGGCAGGACUCCGGGCUGCCCUUCAAACCCUGGACCAGCGCUGGGAGGCCGUUCAAGGAGAGAGUCGGAGCCGGCAGCUACAGCUGGAGAACAGCCGGGCCCAGUUGCAGGAUGUCGAGCUAGGGAUGGCAGAAUUGCUUCAGUGGCUGGAGCAGGUGGACUUGGGACUUGUUCUCAUCAAACCAUCCUGGGGACCCCCGGACCCGCCCCAGGAGAGACUGGCUCGGCACCUGGAGCUGUGCCGGGAGCUAGAACAGAAGCAGCCGGAAUAUGAGGGUCUGAGACAGCGCCUAGGCAGGCUGCUCCCGCCCCAACCGUUGUCAGGACCCCGGCCUCCUCCUCGACCUGUGGGCACUGAACACAGCCUGCGGCUGCUGGAGCAGACUUGGGAGCGUGUGGCCGCUCGGGCCCAGGAACGGAAGGUGUGGCUCUCUGAAGGCCUGGCACUCACCACGGAGUUUCACCAGCGACUGCAGGCACUCUUGCGCUGGGGGGCACGAGUAGAGGAGCACCUUGGGUCCCUGCCACCCCCCAGCCUUGUUUUGGACACAGUCCUGGCCCAGCUGCAGGAGCACAAGGUGCUGGCCCAGGAAGUGGCAGUGCAAGGGGAGAAACUGGGUGCCCUGGAGGUGGUGGCUGGAAGGCUGAGGGGCUUUAGCCCAGAGCAAGACUGUGCUCUUAUCCAGAGCCUGGUGCUCAGCACCCAGGAACGUCUAGGCCGAGCUAUUCAAAGGAUAGGUGAUCGUGGCACAGCCCUGGAAGAGGCUCGAAGAAGGGCUAAGCAGUUUACAGAGUCCCGCCAGCUACUCCUUGACUGGCUGGAUGAAGUGGAGCCCACACUGAUGCUGCCUGGAGAUGUGGCCCUGAGCCAAGAGGAGAUCAAAGAACAGCUGAGUCAACAUAAGGAAUUCCAGCGAGAGCUUCGGGGCAAGCGGCCAGUGUUUGAGGCCACGCUGCGGGGGGGCAGGGCACUCCGAGAAGGAGCCCUGUUCCUGAUGAUGCUGCACCCCUUGACCUGCUGCUGGCUGAGCUCCGGGGCCGUUGGGAGGGUAUCUGCAGCCUUGCUCUGGACAGACAGCAUGCCCUGGAAGAGGCCCUGCUCUUCUCAGGCCACUUUGCAGAUGCCCUGCCUGCACUCAUGGAUUGGUUGUACCAGGCUGAGCCCCAGCUGGCAGAGGAGGGACCUGUGGCAGGGGAUCGUGAUCUGGUCAACCGUCUCCUGGACCAACACAAGGUGUUCCAGAAGGAGCUGGGCCGAAGAGCGGGCUGUGUCCGCCUCCUUAGGCGCUCCAUCCGGGAGCUGACCCAGGCCAGCAGCAGUGCUGACUCCCAGUGGCUACAUCGACAGAUGGAAGAGCUGGGACAGCGAUGGGAGCUCGUGUGUCACCUCUC
This is a messenger RNA of Phascolarctos cinereus (koala), 7434 nucleotides long. NCBI's taxonomy places the organism in Eukaryota, Metazoa, Chordata, Mammalia, Diprotodontia, Phascolarctidae. The record is from RefSeq and is a predicted model, not a curated record.